GAAAGCCGGGUUCUUCGGACCGUGCCUCUUCUUGCUGCUUGUUUGCCACACGCUAAAUGCAAAGUUAUAGUCGGAAGAAAGUUCAGCGAAGAAAAGCACCCGGAGCUAGCUGCUGUGUGUCACGAUGACAAAACGCUUAUCCUGUACCCUGGUCCCAAAUCCCAGAACCUGGAGGAGUUGGUCCAAUACCGCGAGGUCGUCAGCAUCGGAUACAACGUGAUCAUCAUAGACGGCACAUGGAGUCAGGCUAAAAACAUGUUCCUGAAAAACAGCAUGUUUCACCUGCCCAAGCAGGUGCAGCUCCAUCAGACCCUGUCCAGCCAAUAUGUGAUCCGGACUCAGCCCUCCAACAUCUGCCUGUCCACGCUGGAGUGUGCUGCUGUGGCCUUGUCCAUCCUGGAGCAGGACGCCGACAUCCUGGAGGUUUUGUUGAGACCUCUGAAAGCGUUGUGCUCCUUCCAGCUGCAGCACGGAGCUCAAGUUCAUCACAGCAAAGAGCAUCUCUUGAGGACCGGCAUGUACGACAAACCCAUGCCCAAGAACAAGCGCAAGAUCAAGAGGAUGGAGAAACUCAUAACGGACCACAACAUCUGCCCAAGAUGA
Messenger RNA from Nematolebias whitei (Rio pearlfish), 603 nucleotides. It is a transcript of the gene dtwd2, whose product is annotated as DTW domain containing 2. NCBI's taxonomy places the organism in Eukaryota, Metazoa, Chordata, Actinopteri, Cyprinodontiformes, Rivulidae. The record is from RefSeq and is a predicted model, not a curated record.